AAGCAGUCCACAUUGGGAGCGUUGAAAGAGGGGAUGAGCAGAAGUUAGCCUUGAAUGUUGAGAAGCGUGAGCUGAACCCACACAGUGCGCUCGUCACUGCCCCAAGCCCCCAAGACAACCUCCAGGGACAUCCUGCUGCAGACACUGCUGAUCUCAUACAGCCAUGAAUGGAACAACCUGGUCAACAAAACGAUGAAACUAAACUGAAAUGGCUAAUAUCAUCCAAGAUGUAUGGAUCAUUCGCUCAGCAGCAACAUACACAUAUCUGUUGCUGAAACCCGAUGCGCGCAGAUGUCAUUUUAGAAAACAGCUGGAGCUUUUACAAAACCGGUCUUGUGUGUCUGCGCUUCAGUUCCGACUCGUUGCGAGCGACUUGUUAUACUAAUGUAUUGUAUAAUACGUGAAACACGUUUGCAAGAUUAUUACAUUGGAUUAUUAAAAUAGAAAUAGAUUUAAAAGUGCAUUCUUUUUUUCUGUGUGUUUUGUUUUGUUUUGUUGUUUUGGACUUAAAGCCAUAUCAGAGCUUUUAUUAUUGUCGAGACUGAAGGACAAUAGUGUAACAAUAUCAAGCAAGUAAUAUUUUCUACUCGCACAAUUAUUUUUAAUCCAUUGCAUUCUAUUAAUAAAAUAAUAAUUAUAUUGUACUUUGUAUUAGGGGAAAAUCAAGAACUGCUUUUAGAAGAAGAAACUUUGGUUCUCCUCGAACUCUAUAAUAAACAUACAGCUUGAUGUACCCUUGGGCAGUUUUGGACACCUAUUCAUUUGUUCCUUCACUGAAUUGGACCUAAUAUAUUUAAAUAUACUUAUGGAUAUAAUUAUCCAAGGGUACCGCCCAAGGUACCAGAUGAUUUGAUUUCACAGUGCUGAUGGAUACAGGCAGAUGGCACCAUGAUCAGGUUCAGGUUUGUAGUGCUGGUUGCUUUAGUGGCUGCUACCGGAUUGCGCUGCCUUGGCAGCGAAGUCUCUUCAUUAAUUCUCCCCUUCAUCGACUGUCUGCAGAGCAAAGGAAAAGCAGGCUAUUACCAGGGCUCAAUUGAUGUUACCGAGUCUGGGGCACAGUGCAUUAACUGGAAUAAUGUCACUGGUUUUAAAGAGAGAUACCCAGGAAAAGGACUGGGCGAUCACAAUUAUUGUAGAAACCCCGAUAGCAGGAUUAGGCCAUGGUGCUUUUACAGAAACAAUAGAGACCGAGUAGACUGGGGCUACUGUGACUGCAAACAAGGUUCAGUGCGCCUACAAGGAGGCAGAACCAAGCUGGAAGGCACUGUUGAGGUUUACUUAAAUGGAGUUUGGGGAACAAUCUGCAGCAGCAGCUGGGGGGAUGAGGAUGCAGCUGUAGUCUGUCGACAGCUGGGCCACGGGUAUAAAGGCAGGGCCAGGCAGGCGUCAAUCUCCAGGUUCAGUCUGGUCCCAGUACACUGGAAUUCUGUGCACUGUCGAGGGGAUGAGGAGGACCUGCUGCAGUGUGAGAGGAAAGCAUGUCACGGGGGGCUCUGCUCACGGAGAGAUACUGCAGCUGUCACCUGCACCCCUCAGGAAGCGGCUAUGUUUGUUCCAGUGCGUCUGCUUGGUGGGAACUCUGAACGUGAAGGGAGAGUGGAGGUCUAUCAUGCCGGACAGUGGGGUACCAUUUGUGAUGACCAGUGGGAUGAUCCAGAUGCAGAGGUGGUGUGCAGGCAGUUAGGUUUUGGUGGUGUAGCAAAAGCAUGGAGCCAGGCCUACUUUGGGGAAGGGUAUGGACCCGUGCUCCUGGAUGAAGUGCAGUGUACAGGGAAUGAGCUGUCUAUAGAGCAGUGCAGCAAGAGCCUGUGGGGAGAACACAACUGUGCACACAAAGAGGAUGCAGGGGUCUCGUGCACUCCCCUCACAGAUGGUACCUUGCGUUUGGUGGGUGGAAUGGGCAGCCACGAAGGUCGUCUGGAGGUGUACUAUAAUGGGCAGUGGGGCACUGUCUGCGAUGAUGGCUGGACAGAAUCUAAUAUCCAAGUUGUGUGCAAACAGCUGGGAUUCAGGUAUGUUGAAGGUUCUGUGCAGCCCCAUUUUGCAGUGGGUACAGGGCCAGUCUUCUUGGACGAUGUGAGCUGCUCAGGGAAAGAGUCCUCUCUGGUACAAUGCGGUAGAAGAGAAUGGAGAAAGCAUGACUGCACUCACCAGGAGGAUGUAUCCGUUGUUUGCAGUCCUGACCAGGAUGUCAAUGGCAUUCCAUCCAGUCUGCCUAUGCGACUGAUGGAUGGAGAAAAUAAAAAGGAAGGACGUGUGGAGAUUUAUAUUAGUGGCCAGUGGGGAACCAUUUGUGAUGACGGAUGGACUGACAGGGAUGCAGAUGUUGUCUGUAGGCAGCUGGGCUACAAGGGUCUGGCCAAAGCUAGAACCAUGGCAUAUUUCGGAGAGGGCAAAGGACCUAUCCACAUAGACAACGUCAAAUGCACAGGAAACGAAAGGUCUUUAGCUGAUUGCAUCAAACAACCAAUUGGUAUGCACAACUGUCGCCAUAGCGAGGAUGCCGGGGUGAUCUGUAACUAUGGUGACGAGAAGACAACAGAGAGGAGCAAAGACCCUCUUUCCUCAGUUUGUGGCCUACGAUUAGUUCACACACGCCAGAAGAGGAUUAUUGGAGGGAAGAAUUCCUUACGGGGUGGGUGGCCGUGGCAGGCUGCCAUUCGGCUGAGAACAGCACACGGGGACGGGAGGCUGGUGUGUGGAGCCACGCUCAUCAACAGCUGCUGGAUCCUCACAGCGGCCCACUGCUUCAAGAGGUAUGGUAACAACACUAAAAGCUACACUGUAAGAGUUGGAGACUAUCAUACAGUAGUAUCAGAGGAAUAUGAAGAAGAAUAUGGGAUCCAGCAGAUUGUCCUUCACAGCAACUACAGGCCUGACCGCAGUGAUUAUGACCUGGCCUUAGUGCAACUGGUGGGGAGGGACAGACAGUGUGCAAAAUUCAGCAGCCACGUCAUGCCAGCUUGCUUACCUCUUCGGAAAGAGAAAGUGCUCAAGGUUGCGUCAAACUGUUACAUUACUGGAUGGGGAGACACAGGAAGAGCUUAUUCCAAAACACUGCAGCAGGCGUCAAUCCCUCUGCUUCCCAAGAGGCUUUGCGAGGAGCGGUACAGUGGCCAAUUUACUGGGAGGAUGCUGUGCGCCGGGAAUGUGCAGGAGGGCAUGCGGGUGGACAGUUGCCAGGGAGACAGUGGUGGCCCAUUGGUGUGCGAGAGGCCUGGGGGAAGCUGGGUGGUGUACGGCGUGACCUCCUGGGGACAUGGAUGCAGGGUCCAGGACUCUCUUGGGGUCUACACAAAAGUAUCUGCUUUUGUGCCCUGGAUUAAACGAGUGAUCAAACUGUGAAGGGCUUUGUCACAGGACCUGGAAAUGCAUGAUGGGAAGCCUGAAGCCGGCUCCCAACAGGGAUUUUAAAAAUCAUUUAUGUGGCCCAGCUGGGCGCAAGUCUCUUCAUUCUAUUCCUUAAAAUGUACAAAACAGCACUUCCCUGAGGGACCUUACUUGAAUUUGAAAAAAAGGGAAUACAUAGACUUCUCAAUAGACAGUAUAUUGACAUACUCAGCAAACAUGUUCUACCUUUGCUAGUUUGCACCAUUAAAAAAGUUAAACAUUUUGCACUACAAAGUAGCAAUUUUCCUCUACUUGUGUCAAGGUAGGUAGAACAAGACCACAUGGAAAUAGGUUUGUGUAAAGACUGAUUUAAGGUGCAAAAGGACUGGUAUUGCAGUAACUGUUUUCAAUGUAUAAUUAUUUGAGCUUUUCCAGUAUUAACUGUGAUGAUUUGGCACUAAAACUGGUUUUAAGAUAUAUGGUCUAGUACAGUAGUAUGUAAAACUCCAUGGAGGUGCCUAUUCAGUUAUUUAAGUGGCAGCAGUGUUUAGACAUGCCACCAUUUAGAUCAAUUAGACAGACAGUGUGAGAUGUAGGUGUUUGUGUUAGCUUUUUUCCCCAGACUACCUGUUAUAGUUUGUUUACUUUAUUCCCAGACUACUUGUUAUAGUUUGUGUUUGCUUUAUUCCCAGGUCCAAGAAGAAUGUAUCAAGUGUUGUACAGCAAUACAAAUGCUGACAUUUUUCUUUUCACUUUUCCUUAAAAAAAAACAUGCAUUUCCUUAAAUAACAGUGCAAUUACAUUACUUAGCCGCACAUUGGCACUUUGUGCUUAUUUGAAUCAAUUUAAGGAGAGGGGCAAAUAAAUAAAUACAUUUCAAAGAAUUCUCAUGGAAAGGUUUAGGUCUAAUUUCAUUACUUAGUUUCUUUUUAGAACUGGUGAAUUUUUAAAAAUGGAUCUCAAAAAGGUACUGACCUAUAGCCAAAGAUCACACACAGUUGAGCUUGGAUUUGUAAUCUCCAGGUUCCCAGUCCUUAGCUCGCUCUUCCCGGCAACUAAGCCUCAGGGGAAACACUUUUUUAUGGUGCUUGCUGUGUCUGUGAGAUAUUACCAGGCCAUUUUAAACCUGGGUUCAAUUAUGAGUAACCAGACACUUAGAGGAAGGUGAACUAAAGUCUUGCGGCUGUUGCAAUAGUCGCAAACCAGUUGCAAACGAGUCUGAAGUUUAGGGUGAAAUAUACUAAACAACCGCAAUGCUAUUUGCGACUUUUUAGCGAAUGCUUUGCGGCAGCAGUUUCUGUUUGCGGUUCAAGCGUAGAUGAAUAUGUAAUUAUGGGUGUUCCUGCAUAAAUUUGCAAAAAGGGGGUGCAAAUGAGGUUUCUCAAAUAUUAUGAGAUGUAUGAAAGCUGCAGGCAAUUGCAGCAAUUUGUUAAGAACUUUUGAAAGCAUGUUUUAAAUAGUCGCUGGCAUUUCCCAGUCUGCUUUUUGUCGUGCGAGCAGCCAAAUACUUAUUUUUCCCUAAAACCAGGGUAACUUACAAGCCUUGAAAACAAAUUUCUAUGACAUUUCUGGUUUCCCCAACGUGUUGGGAGCAAAAGACUGCACAUGUGCUGCAAACCCCUCCAGCUCAUUCUGAGCAUCUGUAUAGGAAUAGGAAACACACAUAUUCUAUUAAUGUGCAGGUGGUUUGUAAUUGUACACCACAGACUAACUUAAAUAAAAAUGAACAGUAUACAUUUGGCUUAUAGGCUACUAAUGAUAAUAUGAAUUAGUGGUAUAAAGCAAAAUGUGUUGCUGGUUCUUUGAAAUUUGUAUUAAUGAGAAUUGACUGUCCUCCUGUAAGUAUCAUAACUUGUCAAUGUUGUUGUUGUUGUUGUUAAUAAUAAUAAUAAUAAGUAAAAUCAUUUAGUUUCAAUUUAAAAUAAUCUUUUAUUCGCCUUGUACAACAAUGUGUACAAUGCAGCAGCAUGAUUUAUUUUGUGUUACCAUACCUGUAGCCUACAGGCUAAAGUGAAAAGAAAGCGCGCUAGGUGUUCGAUUGAUUUUACUACUGUACUGUAUACUGUAUAGGCAUACUGUAGAUUUAUAUUUUUGUUCAUAAUGUAAUGUGUAACCUACCCAAAACACAUUAGUGUUAUUUCAAUGCAAUGAUUUAUAAAUGUAUGUUAUUGCAAUUUUAUUGUAUUGUAGAAACUGACUAGAGCUAAUGUAAUUAGUGACACGUGGAUAGUAGGCCUAUAUGCUAACUGAAACAGUUUACUAGAGCAAUGCUGAAUCUAAUGAAAUGACACAUUUUAAAAAAGAUAGGUAAAAUUUAAAUAAAUACAUCGAUUUAAACAUAAUAACUCCCCUUCGUAGUCACAGAGGUAGCUAGUUAUUUGCAUGUUGCAUGCUGCAUAAGCACCACUGGCCAUCUGUUUUGCAUUUUAAAUUUGAAGUGAGUGCUGGUCUUAUAUAUAUAUAAAAUAAUAUUAAAAUAGGUAAAAUGAAGACAAAACAGAAAGCAUUGUACAGAUGAUGUUUACAUUCAACAAAAACAAUGUUAUUUUGAUUGUUGCACCCUUGCAUGUAUUGACGUUAUCUUUCGGGCACCCUCUGCUGCAGCAAACCAAAACUCAACUCCCGCUAUCUAUUUAAACAAUGUCGCACGACUCUCGCAAUAGAGAUCACGCUAACAAGAUGCAACAAAUAUUUAAAUUAGUAUAUUGCGGCUCUUUUCAUUAACAUAUUUUCUCUUAGUACAUACGACAACAUUUAUGCUUUGCUAACUGUCGCAACAAAAAUGCAAAUAGCGGUAUGUUUGCACUGCGACUGGCCCACCCUAGUACACCUACCUCUUAGUUACAGUAACUAUCACUUGUUACUAUCAAGUAUCACAGCUUGUAAGGCUUAUAAUAGCAAGAAGAGGCUUUUUUUUCUAGAGUAAGGGGUAUUUUGUAAUAGUCUUGUUGUAUUUCUUGUUACUUCUUUACUUAUUUAAUGUGAGAAGUGUUACAUUUCCUUACAGAUUGCAUGUGAAUAAAGGGUUUGCAUGUUAGUGUUGUGUAAUGCCAUCAUUAGUAACUUAUUGACAUUUGCUGUUUGCUAUUUUAAUGUGGCUGGGUAUGAUUAAACAUGUGGUGUACACUAUAUUAAAUUACUUUAAUUAACUUAAA
This is a messenger RNA of Acipenser ruthenus (sterlet), 6485 nucleotides long. RefSeq names its product serine protease 12 (gene prss12). The record is from RefSeq and is a predicted model, not a curated record. Gene Ontology annotation, cellular component: membrane. The coding region runs from base 889 to 3345 and encodes 818 amino acids. Gene Ontology annotation, biological process: proteolysis. The transcript is spliced from 13 exons. Lineage: Eukaryota; Metazoa; Chordata; Actinopteri; Acipenseriformes; Acipenseridae. Gene Ontology annotation, molecular function: serine-type endopeptidase activity.